Molecule: messenger RNA, 1371 nt
Organism: Funneliformis geosporum
Lineage: Eukaryota; Fungi; Glomeromycota; Glomeromycetes; Glomerales; Glomeraceae
Source: the annotation of a GenBank genome assembly
AUGGACUUUACAAAUCCUGGUGUGAUAGUUCAACAAUUAGAAAAUUAUUCUAAGGAUCCUUUAAAUAAUUUAGAUAGUAUAAUUAAACUUUUAAAACAAAUUACUUUUACGACUCAAAGUAACUUGACAUACAGGGAGACUUUAGGGAACAUAUUUAAGUUCUGGAGAGUUAUAACCAAACUUUGGGAGUGGUCAAAAGAAAAGUUUUUAAAGGAGGAACUUAUCGUCUUGCCUAUCGUAUUAGAGCUCGUUCGACUUUUUCGAAAUAUUGUCGCAGAAGUUUCCGAAAAUCAAAAUCAAGCUUUGGAAAAUAAAUGGAAUAAAAUUAUCGAGGAAAUUUUGUGGUACUCUAUGUUAAAAUUCAAUUUUGAGGCUGAUAACAAGCUUGUUACUAUUAUAAGGUUCGGAUCGCAAGCGUUAUCCAAUACUAUAACCGGGAAUGCAGAUGCUCAAGAUCUAAUUUGGUCAGAUUACAUGAAUCGAAAUGAAUCUAAUGAUAUUUUAAGUGAGCUUGUUAAGUGUGAUGAUAGUGUUGUCUUGACGGGUGCUUUAAUCCUUGUAUUAAUCGAAUCACAACCGGGAAUACGCCUUAUAAAACUUUUAUUAGAACGAGCUGAAGAUCUUCUUGAAGAUGAAAGCUCCCAAAAUUUUGAAUUAAUAUACGCGUUAGUUUCGCGUUUAAUAGACUUUAGUCUUUUCCCAUUAUUAUACGAUUCAUUAAAUCAACCACAAAGAGUUUUCAAUUCAAUUUGUCAUCAAGUCAUAUAUUCCAUGCUGCAACUUGUUGAAAAUGAUUCCAUAAUACCUUCAAGUCGCGAAAAUCGACAAGAAAUGGAUGAUUCGCGCCUAUUAUAUACCGGAUUAGUGUUGUUCCUGCAAUGUAUUGGAAAAAUGAGUCAAGAAGGAGAUAACAAAAUACGCGAAUGUUUAUUCAAGGAAGGGAUUAUCGCUUCCAGUAUAUGUGAGGCCGAUAAGUCCCUUCCACGUCUGAAUAAAGCAACCGACAUUCAAAUUUCACAUACAUUUCAACAAGCUUCUUCAGAAUUCGCGUUCAUUAAAAGAGAUAUCGUCAAAAUCAUAGGUAAUAUGGCAUAUGAAAACAAGAUCGUUCAAGAUGAGGUUCGCAAAUUAGGUGGAAUUCCAUUAAUAUUAAAUCAAUGCAAUAUUGAUGAUAAUAACCCAUAUAUUCGGGAACAUGCGAUCUUUGCUAUACGGAAUAUUUUAAUUCACAAUCCUGAAAAUCAAAAACUUGUUGAGCAACUUGCGCCAAUUGGAACAGUUCAGCAUUCAGCCUUACAAGAUGUUGGUAUUAUGACAGAACUUGGAACAGAUGGGAAAAUAAAGUUCUCAUCAACGAAACUUGAAAAAUGA